Molecule: messenger RNA, 273 nt
Organism: Penicillium longicatenatum
Lineage: Eukaryota; Fungi; Ascomycota; Eurotiomycetes; Eurotiales; Aspergillaceae
Exons: 2
Coding region: 1-273 (90 amino acids)
Source: RefSeq, a predicted model, not a curated record
AUGAUUGAAACACACGUCGAAAUUGCGGCUUCAUCCGGCCGAGUGCGGGAUGUGCUCCUUGACUUUGCGAGCUACCCAGAUUGGCAAACAUCAGGCCUAGUUCGCCUACUAGAACCCGAGGAUUCCACUAAGACUUUGACUACUCUACAACCAGGCGAUAAGAUUAAGUGCGAUAUUGACGGGAUGAAGUUUACCGCCGAAAUUAAGGUUGUCCUUCUUCAUGUUUCAGAUAGGGAUCUAUACAACCGCACUCAGCUAAUAUCACACCGAUGA